Drechmeria coniospora is the source of this 555-nucleotide messenger RNA. RefSeq names its product perilipin MPL1-like protein. The transcript has 2 exons. The record is from RefSeq and is a predicted model, not a curated record. The coding region runs from base 1 to 555 and encodes 184 amino acids. Lineage: Eukaryota; Fungi; Ascomycota; Sordariomycetes; Hypocreales; Ophiocordycipitaceae.
AUGGCGGUCCCUCAGGUCAACGGUGACGUGGCGAGCCCCGUUCACAACUCGGCCUUUCUCCAGCACAUCCUCAACUACCCCCUCAUCAGCGACGGCAUCACGACCGUCACGGCCAACGAGUACGCCCAGCGGUCCUUGAAGCUCGGCGACUCGGCCUACCAGACCUUUGCCCGCCCCGUCCUCCCCUACUUCGCCAAACCCUACGGCUUCAUCUCGCCCUACGUGCAGCGCGCCGACUCCAUCGGCGACAAGACGCUUGACCGCAUCGACGAGCGCUUCCCCAUCGUCAUGAAGCCGACGAGCGAGCUCUACAGCGACACGUGCAGCCUCCUGCUGCUGCCCUACAGCAAGUCGAUCGAGGGCCGCGACCGCGUCUUCCAGAUCUACUCGUCCGAGGUGAAGAAGAACGAGCAGCAGGGCCUCGUCGGCCAGGGCAAGGCGGCCGUCUCGACGGCCUUUGUCGUCAGCACCGAGACGCUCUCGUGGCUCAGCAGCUUCCUCUCGGCCAAGAAGGCCGAGGCGAACAAGCUGGUGAGCGAGAAGGUGCAGCAGUAG